Messenger RNA from Telopea speciosissima, 1344 nucleotides. RefSeq lists its product as uncharacterized. NCBI's taxonomy places the organism in Eukaryota, Viridiplantae, Streptophyta, Magnoliopsida, Proteales, Proteaceae. The coding region runs from base 46 to 1158 and encodes 370 amino acids. Gene Ontology annotation, molecular function: phosphatidic acid binding. The record is from RefSeq and is a predicted model, not a curated record. The transcript is spliced from 3 exons.
GAGUUCGAUCAGAUCUGAAAAAAAAAAAAGAAAGGUAAAGAAGCUAUGGCAUACGGAUCGAGAGGCGAAGAUGUGGAUGACUUCGACGAGUACGAUCCCACCCCUUACGGCGGAGGAUAUGAUCUCGCUCUCACCUUCGGUCGCCCCCUUCAACCUACCGAUGAGACCUGCUACCCGAUCUCCUCCUCGACUUCCGAUUUCGAUUAUGGCAGGUCCCAGUACACCUCCUCUGCUGAACCCUCCGCUUACACUGAGGAGGCUCAGCAGGCCGAGUUUAGCCGCUACUCUCGCCCCAAGCCGAGGCCUCAGGCCGCUCCCAGCUUCCACCCUCAUGGUGAAGAACCACCUGUAGAAUACGGCGGCAGCGAUGAGUACGGCUAUGGAGGAAGGCCGAAGCCACAGCCAAACUAUGGAUCCCAGCCCGGUUAUGGUGGUGAGAGCGAGGUUGGGUAUGGUCGAAGGCCUGAACCGGAAGAGCCUGUGUCGGAGUACGGGUCUGGAUAUGGUGGCCGGCCGGCCAGGCCUGGCUAUGGUGGGGAGCAGGAAGGUGGGGCUUAUCCUCCGCCCAGCCGAUCGGAAGACGAAGAAGGAAGCGGUGGAGGGUAUGGUUAUGGGAGGACCGAGAAGCCCAGUUAUGGGAGGACUGAGUAUGAGAAACCGGAAUAUGAGAGGCCUAGUUACGAGGAGGAGCCACCUCGGAGACCUUAUAGGAAACCCAGCUAUGAACAGCAGGAGGAAGAAUCGUAUCCCAAGCCCUCUUAUGGAAGACCCAGCUAUGGGCAGCAGGAGGAGGAGUACCCGAAGCCGGCUUAUGGAAAGACCAGCUAUGGGGAGUCGGAGGAAGAGGGUUACCCGAAGCCCUCUUAUGGGAGGCCCAGCUAUGGGCAGUCGGAGGAAGAGGGUUACCCGAAGCCCUCUUAUGAGAGGCCCAGCUAUGGGCAGCCGGAGGAGGAGUAUCCAAAGCCAGCUUAUGGGAGAUCUAGCUUCAAUGACGAAGACAAGCCUCAGAAGUUCCAGGAGAGCAGUUAUGGAGAAGAAAGCUAUGGUCGCAAGAAAUCUGGAGAUGAUGAUUCUGACGAUGAUGAUGAUGAAAAGAAGAAGCACCGCUAUCAGAAGCACCACCACCACCACCACCGCAAGGACUAUGAUGAUGAAUGAAAAGAGCACCUAAAUAUCCCAAUAGGCCCCCGGUCAAAGUAGGGUUUAUGCCCACUCCGUAUCAGUUUACUAAAUAAAGAUUGGGGACCCUGCGUGUGUUUGAGUUCUCUUGAGACUUUAUUUGACUUGUUUGCUAGACUGGUAAAUGUGUCAUUUGAAUAAAAUCCCAAACUUUGUGGAUUGUUU